This is a messenger RNA of Lodderomyces oxycetoniae, 1188 nucleotides long. RefSeq names its product Hat2p (gene HAT2). Gene Ontology annotation, cellular component: cytoplasm; Rpd3L-Expanded complex; nucleus. Lineage: Eukaryota; Fungi; Ascomycota; Pichiomycetes; Serinales; Debaryomycetaceae. Gene Ontology annotation, molecular function: nucleosome binding; histone binding. The record is from RefSeq and is a predicted model, not a curated record. Bases 1 to 1188 code for a protein of 395 amino acids. Gene Ontology annotation, biological process: regulation of DNA-templated transcription; chromatin remodeling. The transcript has a single exon.
AUGGCUACAGAGACACCCAAUGAUGAAGCAAAAGAGUUAUCGGUCAAAGAAGAGUAUCAAUUAUGGAGAAAGAAUUGUAGAUACAUGUACGAGUUUGUGAGUGAGACUGCAUUGACAUGGCCAUCUCUAACAAUACAAUGGCUACCUAACCAUACAAUUGAAGGUGGAUUAAUAAACACGAAACUAUUGCUCGGAACACAUACUUCAGGGAAUGACCAAAACUACCUUAAAGUUGCCGAGACCCAGAUUUCUAACGAUGGAGUAACAAAAGCCAACUCAAGAAUAAAGAUUACGGAGAAGUUUGCAAAUGAAGAGGAGAUAUGCAGAGCAAGAUAUAUGCCUCAAGAUACCAAUAUAGUUGGAACCAUUAAUGGUGCAGGUCGCGUCGAUUUGUACAAGUUGGAUAGCAACAACCAAUCCAGUUUCUCAAGUUUCCGGCCGCAUUCUGCCAAUGGUUAUGGUCUCUCUUGGAAUCCAAACCAAAGAGGUUUAUUGUUAACGGCGGCAGAUGAUAGAUUAGUAUGUGUGAGUGAUGCGGAAGCUGGCAGUGACUCCUCACUCCUUUUCAAAAGCGCUGUACAAGAAGAUAUAGUCAAUGAUGCCAAGUGGCAUUUCUUUGAUAAGAAUCUCUUUGCCUCAGUUUCGGAAGAUGAGAAUACGUACAUUUUUGAUUUGAGAAGUAAAGAUGUCGUUACAAAAUAUGCUGCAAAAGGUUCAAAGGGAAUAAACUCUUUGGCAUUCUCCCCAUUUUCACAAAACUUGUUAGCUAUUGGGAGUGCUACUUCAAACAUCAGCGUGCUAGACUUGAGAAAAAUGAGCAGUAAAGGUACAACAGGACUAGUACAUACAAUGAUGGGACAUACUGACGGAAUAACCUGCAUGGAGUUUUCGCCACACAAAGAUGGAAUUUUGGCAUCCGGCAGUCAAGACAGAAGAUUGAUAUUAUGGGAUUUAUUCAGAAUUGGCGAAGAACAGCAACAAGAAGAUGCAGAAGAUGGAUGUCCCGAACUCUUUAUGAUGCAUGCUGGUCAUACAGCAGGAGUAACCGAUUUGAGCUGGUGUCCAUUUAAAGAGUGGACCCUAGGCUCCGUAGCGGAUGACAACAUUGUUCACUUAUGGGAAGUGAGUAAAGAAUUGAUCAACGAAGAGCAUCCAGACGAGACCAUCGAUAACAACAUUCUUGAAUAA